Drosophila subobscura is the source of this 387-nucleotide messenger RNA. RefSeq lists its product as uncharacterized. NCBI's taxonomy places the organism in Eukaryota, Metazoa, Arthropoda, Insecta, Diptera, Drosophilidae. Bases 1 to 387 code for a protein of 128 amino acids. The transcript has a single exon. The record is from RefSeq and is a predicted model, not a curated record.
AUGUCCGCCUUUCGACCAUUGAGCUACCAGCAGUGCCAGAUGCUGGACCUGUGGCUGCAGACCUACGGAGUGCUGCUGAACCAUCGGACACGUCACAGAUUCACUGACGUUUUGCCAGUGGCGAGACUCUUCAACAGGGUGCAUCCAGGACGCGUGAAUCUCAGCAGAUAUGUGGCCAGGAAUAGCGUCGCGCUGAAGGCAGUCAACUGGCGUAUUUUCAGUGCUCGAGUGCUCAAGAAAAUGAACAUGGAACUAACUCCAAGCGAUGAGGAUAAACUGGCCAGGGGCGAGGAGUGGGUGCAGGAUGCGCUGCUCUAUCAGCUGAUGAUGACUGUUGUUCAGAGAGUGAAUUUCGGGCAGGACUUGGCGUCUGAGCAGAGCAUCUAA